AUGAAGGGAUAUUUAAGAAAGGGAUUGCAUUCCCCCAAUGCUCUUCUGUAUAGCGUCAUCUUUUCACUGAGUCUUGUAGUGGCGGUGCGAUGUUUCACAAAUCGCUGGAGCUCCCAGAUGCGACUUCGAUCCAGGGUGAUAGUUCUGGCCUCUGUAAAAAAAAUCGUGGAGGAGUGGGAGGAGCCAUGCCUGCUGGAGGUGGAUAAACUAAUGACUGCGUCCACGACAGUUGACGUGCACCAUAAACGAUUUUUAAACCUCCAUGAAGAAAAUGAGAAAGUGAAGAGUGACGUUGCCCCUUUUCAUGGUGCCGUGUGUUCCAUGGCGUAUGCACCUGCGGUAAAUGUGGGCCAAUGGCUGCGUCUUUGGUAUGUUGGCCGUUAUCUGUGUGCAUCAGCGGUGGAAGACAUGCUAUGGAUGCAAAGACUGGGUUAUAUCAUCAAGUUUGUUGCAUUUCGACGACUCACUUUGAUGGCGGAAGCGCGGUAUUAUGCAGCGCUCUGGCGCAGUGCCCUCUACGGAGGAAGUGGGGAUCAUGCGGCGAUGGACGUUCCUGCUCCACGUAUGCCUUUAUGGCUUGUAGGGCGACGCCCUUUUUGGAUUGUACCUUUAUCUGGGAAGGAUUCAGGGCAUUAUCUCUGCCUUCCAUUGAGUUAUUUCCCUGUUGAGGCCAUCCUCACUAGUACCGCAGAGGAAACAUGGAUCAAGAAACUUGUGGAUAUCUUGCCGCUUCUGUCAGAAGAGUUUUCUUUGCGUUAUAUUUCUGAUACGUUGAGGACACGGCGUACAAUUCGUCUUGUGCGUCUUCUUUUUCAGUGGAAAUUCCCUUCUUCGUGGCAGCUGUUAUGGAAUGAGAUUGAUCGUUUAUUCCUUACAUAUGCCACACCGUUGGCGAAGGGGCAACUUCAGCGAGGUGAAGCGGUGUGUCGUCGUUUCUACGAAGAGAAACUGUUUGAAGGGGUUGAAUUGGUGACAGGUGAAGGGAUUGACAUGGAAGAUGGGGAGGACGGUGUUUUUUACCCCACACGUAAUAAACGAAAGAGGUGCGUCGGAUGUGAUGUGUUGCUACGGGACGUGCGUGUCUCGCGUCGGCUACAGAUGCUACUACACCUGCGUUCACUGAGUCAUGCCGUCCGUGUUGGUAUAGGUUUGAUGGCACCACAGUACAACUUCUUUGCGGAAUGGAUGCUGUUGAAAUUUCUUUCCCCCACCACAACUGAUGGGGAUCGUCAUAAAAUUCUUAUGGGGUUUUCAGGGCAUGUUCUUCGGGAUACGCUUGGGGCCAUAAUGAGGGCCGUGAUUUGGUCUUUGGAUGACUCUGUCAAGGCAAACAUAUGCGCCGUAUUGCGCAACGAAUUGCACCAUGAACUGAAUGUGAAAUUGGCCACGGCGGAUGAAGCCUUUUUGAGGCGCUGCAUUGAAGAAGGCAUUGCAGGACGGGACAAUCCGGUCGAGAAGUCGUCGUCUUAUGCCGGGCAUGUGGCGUCGCAAAUUCUUGGCCGGUUCGAUUACGAGCGGCGAGGAGUGAUGGCGCGCAUUAUUGUGGUUCUGCUCAGUAUAUGGCGACGCGAGAUUGGCGUUGCAUUGUUUGCUGCCAUUGUUGCGUUGUUUGAUUACCACGAGACGGCGCAUGUUCUCAGCUGUUGGCUGGGCAUCACGGUUCAUAAGGAGUUGUACCAUGAGCUAGCGCAAAUGGAGGAGGAAGGGCUUCCGCCUGCAGAGCCGCGCUACGGACUCCGCCUUAUGAUGGACGUCUUGGCAGGGGAGGGGGGAAGAAACGAGGAGACGAGGCCUCGUACAUGCCAGCGGAACAAAAAAUCUCACCCGUGUCUCGCACUUAUCGUCUGUGGGGGAAAUUUUCUAUUGGACUGGCCGCUCUCAGCGAAUACAUUCCCGGAGAGCAAUGGCGACACCACAACUCGGCAUCAUCUUAAGGCGCUUGAAAGGCUUCUGGAUGAUGUCGUCAACAGUGGGGACUAUUCUCUUGUGGCAACGGAAUCAUCUACGUGCCGGCAAAAACUAUGUGGAGGUUCGCUUAUAGAAAGUCUUAGGCUGAACGCCGCAUUUGUUCGGGAAUUUGUGUUAAAAGUGGCUCUUCAAACCUCCGAGGCACCGGUGACUGCUGGAAUAGGAACGAGGGACUUUGGUAAAGGACACGCUUUGCAUAAGAAAGCGGAAUCCAUUCUGCAUUCUGAAGAAAUUGCUCUCUUACAAAAUCCGCAAGGUAUGAGUCAUAUUCCGCGAACACUCUCCUUUCAUGAUGUGUUCGAUAAACCACCGCGAUUUAUUCUUCGUCAGCUUGGCCUCGAGACGGUCUUCGCUUACAGGGCAGCCAUGGUAGCUAAUCAAAACGAAUUUCGUUCUCUCACAGAGUCUCUUGUUGAUUUUGUAUCGAGUCCUUUUCAUAAUGUUUUUGCACGAACGUUUGUGCAUCUGAUGGAAUUUACAGAACGAGUAAUUUUUUACGCCAUCUUCAGCCCAUAUGUAAAGUCGCCCUGGAAAUCGUGGCCAAUCAUUCGCCACCUUGUUUCUCCGGCUUUGUGCGGCAGUGGAGUUCACCGUACAGGAGAAGAUACAUUUGGCGUUUUGGGUGGCGUUUCGCUUUUGGGACGCAUGAGUGGCUACCGUGCCACAUUGAAGGUGUACGGUGAUGAUAGCUUUGGGCCUCCUUUUCUUUUAUGCGUGCAGCUUUCCCGCCAUUUGCCAACUACUUUGCAUGAUGCUUCUCCGACUCAUUAUGCGCCACCACUGAUGGAGCGCCGCCGGGCGUGGAGAAGGGUCAUUCAACUUCAUGGGGAAGUUGAAUUUGAUAACAUUGGCCGCAUUGUUGGCGGAUUUUCGUUGUUAAAAGGGAUUGAUUUUUGUGGUGUUUACUUUGCCUACCCGCAGCUUCAUCAUCACGUGGAAGAUGGAUCCCUGCAACCCACUUUGUCGAACAUUACUGUGCGAUUUCCAGUUGGCCAAAUGACGGCUAUCACUGGACCAACAGGAUCUGGAAAAAGCACUAUGAUAAGUCUGCUAAAACGCAUGUAUGAUCCUUUGCCGAAAUUGCGAAUUAAUGAGGAAUACAAUGCAUGGUGUAAUAGCCAAGCUUUAAUUGAUGUUCUUCGUCAUUGUUUAUGUGCGAGCACGCCACCCACCACAGAUGGAACUGUGAACAAUAUUAUUUUAAUUGACAAUAUUCCUAUAGGGUUUUUUUCCACUUCCUAUUUGCGGUCGGCAGUAGGGAUGCUGGAGCAAGCGCCGUGUAUUUUUGAAAGACUUACCUAUUAUGAGAACUUUUCUCUGUUUGCCCCCGGUGUUUUCAUGGAGGAUGUCGUGAGGGCGGCGAAACUGUGUCGCUGCGAGGGAUUUGUUGAGUCCCGUGCCCUUGCAUACGACGACUUUGCGGGGCCCUUGAGUUCGGGGGAAAAGCAACGCCUGGCACUUGCUCGUGCAAUCCUAAUCGGCUGCAGGGGGUUGAAGGUGCUCCUGUGUGAUGAGCCGACUGCCCGUUUGGAUGGGUACAAUGAAAGCCUUGUCGAGGAGGCAUUAAGGGGGUUGCUGGGACCGCCUCGCUGCAUGACGAUCGUCGUUGUCUCCCAUCGUCUUUCGACGAUCCGAAACGCUACCCACGUUGUUGUUUUGAACGAGGGCCAUGUGGAGUUCCAGGGUUUCUUGAAGGACGCGAGGAAGUCAUGUUGGUAUUUUCAGCGCAUCGCGGAGGCUCAGGCAUUACACGCCUAA
Trypanosoma cruzi is the source of this 3726-nucleotide messenger RNA. Its product is annotated as ABC transporter, putative. The transcript has a single exon. Gene Ontology annotation, molecular function: ATP binding; ATP hydrolysis activity; ATPase-coupled transmembrane transporter activity. Bases 1 to 3726 code for a protein of 1241 amino acids. Lineage: Eukaryota; Euglenozoa; Kinetoplastea; Trypanosomatida; Trypanosomatidae. Gene Ontology annotation, biological process: transmembrane transport. The record is from RefSeq and is a predicted model, not a curated record.